AUGGGGUCCGAAGCCGGCGGCGGCGCCGCCGCGAUUGACCUGCUCCGCUCGGCGGCGCCCUUCCUGCCGGACGCCGACCUUCUCCUGACGCCCGGCACGGGGCUCGUCCUCGUCGACCUCGUUAACGGCUUCUGCACCGUCGGCGCCGGGAACCUCGCCCCUGUCACCCCAAAUAAGCAGAUCGAGAAGAUGGUGGAGGAGUCUACCAGGCUUGCCAAGGUGUUCUGCCAGAGGAACUGGCCGGUCUUUGCGUUCCUUGAUACCCACCAUCCCGAUAGGCCCGAGCCGCCUUUCCCGCCGCACUGCAUCAUCGGCUCCGGUGAAGAAAACUUUGUUCCAGCUCUGGAGUGGCUGGAGAAUGAUCCAAAUGUGACAAUGAGGCGCAAGGACUGCAUUGAUGGUUAUCUUGCUUCAUUUGAGAAGGACGGGUCCAAUGUUUUCAGCGAGUGGGUCGCAAAGUUCCAGAUCAAAACCGUUUUGGUUGUAGGAAUAUGCACUGACUUCUGUGUUUUGGACUUUGUGAGUUCUACUCUGGCUGCAAGAAACAUUGGCCGAGUGCCCCCGUUGGAAGAUGUUGUGAUCUAUUCCGAGGGAUGUGCGACAUUUGACCUCCCUGUCGAAGUAGCCAGGAGUAUCAAGGGAGCUUUGGCCCAUCCACAGGAUCUUAUGCAUCACAUGGGACUUUACAUGGCCAAAUCAAGGGGUGCGAAGAUAGUUGACGGAAUUCUCGAAGAAUAA
Messenger RNA from Triticum turgidum subsp. durum (durum wheat), 738 nucleotides. The record is from the annotation of a GenBank genome assembly. Lineage: Eukaryota; Viridiplantae; Streptophyta; Magnoliopsida; Poales; Poaceae.